Messenger RNA from Drosophila bipectinata, 2221 nucleotides. RefSeq names its product Lithium-inducible SLC6 transporter (gene List). Gene Ontology annotation, biological process: sodium ion transmembrane transport. Gene Ontology annotation, cellular component: plasma membrane. Gene Ontology annotation, molecular function: L-amino acid transmembrane transporter activity. Lineage: Eukaryota; Metazoa; Arthropoda; Insecta; Diptera; Drosophilidae. The record is from RefSeq and is a predicted model, not a curated record.
AUCUAGACUUGCGGUUAGUUAGAAUCGCGGCCCCCAAGUGCACAGUUCCCGAAAUGAAGCCGAAGCAAGCAGUACUAGAGAUCUCCAGUCAGUCGGAAAAGCCGCCAGAAAAGUGGGGCAAUGGACUGGAGUUCCUCUUCUCCUGCAUCUCCCUCUCGGUGGGCCUGGGCAACAUCUGGCGAUUCCCCUACAUAGCCUUCCAGAACGGGGGCGGCACCUUCGUCAUUCCGUAUCUGAUUGCCCUUCUGGUGAUUGGGCGUCCUGUCUACUACCUGGAGAUAUCCCUGGGCCAGUUUGUCGGUAGCGGCGUGGUCAAGGCUUUCGAUAUGGCUCCCAUACUCAAGGGAGUGGCUGCGGGCCAGGUCCUGGCCACGGCUGCCUCCAUCACCUACUACUCCAGCAUCAUGGCCCUGACUCUGCGCUUCCUGCUGGCCUCCUUCGGGGCCGAGCUGCCCUGGAGCCGUUGCUGGGAGAGCUGGGGCAGCGACUGCUACGACGGAGGCUCUAAUCGGACCAGCGUGGGCAAGAUGUCUCCAGCCCAGCUCUACUUCGAACGCGAAGUCCUCCACGAGGUGCCCAACAUAGACAAUGGCCUGGGCAUGCCAAAUUGGCAGUUGGUGGCCUGCCUGGCGGUGGCCUGGCUCAUAAUCGGAGGAGUCCUGAUCCGGGGCAUCAAGAGCAGCGGCAAGGUGGCCUACUUCCUCGGCGUGUUCCCCUACGUGGUCCUGAUCAUCCUGCUAAUCAGAGCCCUAACCCUGCCCGGUGCCAUGGACGGGAUUGUUUACUUCUUCAAGCCCCAGUGGCGGGAACUUUUCAACCCCUUGGUGUGGUACGCGGCCGUGACCCAGGUGUUCUUCUCGCUGGCCAUUUGCUUCGGGACCCUGAUCACCUAUGCCAGCUACAACAACUUUAACCGGAAUGUGUACAAUGACAUCGUGAUAAUCACCACCAUGGACUCGUGCUCCUCCAUCAUCGCCGGGUGCAUCACCUUCGGCAUUCUGGGGAAUCUGGCCCGCGAGACGGGCGUCUCGGACAUUGGCAGCGUAGUGAAGGGUGGGGCGGGACUGGCCUUCAUCUCCUACCCGGAGGCCAUUGCCAAGUUCGAGUUUGUGCCACAGAUGUUCGCGGUCCUUUUCUUCCUCAUGCUCUUCGUCCUAGGCAUCGGCAGCACCGUGGGCAUGGGCUCCUGCAUCCUGCGCGUCAUCCGGGAUCAAUUCGGACCUCGUUCGCCGCCCAUCUGGAAGCUGGCCAGUGGCCUGGCCAUUCUCGGCUUCAGCGUGAGCAUCGUGUACAUGACCCCGGGUGGUCAGUUUAUCCUGAAUCUGGUGGACUUUUACGGCGUGUCCUUUACCGCCUUGAUCCUGGCCAUUGGCGAGCUGCUGGCCGUGGCUUGGAUUUAUGGUGUUCAUCGCUUCUGUGCGGACAUCAAGCUGAUGAUGGGCAUUGAGACGGGCUGGUACUGGCGCCUUUGCUGGCGGUUCGUCACUCCUGGCCUGAUGUUCGCCGUGCUCAUCUACAUGCUCCUGGACAUGUCUGCCCUGACCUACAAGGGAGUGGCCUAUCCUGGCCUAGCACACGCUUUCGGCUGUGUCCUGGCCGCCUUGGGACUCCUCCAACUGCCCGGCUGGGCCUGGUAUGCCGUCUACAAGCAGCGUGGCCAACACGGCAGCUUCUGGCAGAGAGUACGUGCUGCCUGCAAGCCUGGAGACUCCUGGGGACCGGCCAACGUUCAGCUGGAUGCCGCCAUCUAGAAAAUUAGCGUAGUCCCCACACUGCGUAUACGUAAUGGCCUAAGUCGGGGGCAUUAUUAUUUGAUAUGGGCCAGGGAUGGCCCGAGACGGACUAGCGACGGCCCAGAGAAUGGGUGGAGAACAAAGUGUAAUAUAUUAGAAGCCGAAAACAUGCUGGCUUAUUCCAGCGAAACAGUUUAAUAGCCCGAAGGAGCUGGCUGGAAGUUGCAACUCCUGCUGCUGCAAGGACUUUUAAUUACCCCGGAGCAGGGGAGCCAGUUGGGCGUGGCAGUUGCACUCUUUAGUUGCCUGAGUGCGUGAGUUUGUUUCUGUGUUUGUGUUUCUGUUUCUGUAUUUGUGUUUGUUUUUUGUUUUCGUGUUUGUGUGGCAGUCUGCUUGGCAUGUCAGACAUGUCAGCAAUGCGGAAAUGCGCAAAUACCUAAUGAAAAUGCUAGAAAAUGAGGUUUCCAAUAAGCAUAACGACAUGGGGA